AUGUACGCUUUUGCACAGAUGAGUGGAAACGGUCUUGCUACCUAUGAAUGGAACGAUGAAGUCCAAUAUGGUGUUGUGAUGAGUAAGAAGAUGGAGAACCCCAACCUGAAAGUGAUGCUCGCAGUUGGAGGUUAUAACCAUGGUGUGUCUAGGUUUUCCGCUAUGGUUUCAUCGCUGUCGAAUAUUGAAGAAUUUGCAAAUAAUGCCAUCACAUUUUUGAGGAAUUAUAACUUUGAUGGUCUUGAUUUGGAUUGGGAAUAUCCGGCUCAUCGAGGAAGCCCUGCUGAGGACAGAGAAAAAUUCACUCAGCUCACGAUGGUUUUACGCCAGGAAUUCGAUAAAGAAGGCUCCAGAACAAAUCGGCCGGCUUUGCUUCUUUCUGCAGCCGUAUCUGCAAGUAAAGAAACAGUUGAUACAGCUUAUGAAAUCGGCCUUGUGUCACAGUAUGUCGACUUUAUCAACCUGAUGGCGUAUGAUUUUCAUGGAACGUGGGAUGCUACGGCAGGACACAACAGUCCGUUGUAUGAACGUACAGGGGAAAAUGGAAACGAACUGUAUAAGAAUCAGAAUGCCGGAAUCCAACACUGGCUAUCCAAUGGGACUCCUCCUGAGAAGUUAGUCCUGGGACUUGCUUUAUACGGUCGUUCAUUUACGCUGGUUAGCUCAUCCGACGUAGCCAUGGGAAGCGCAGUUAUUGGUGCGGGCACCAAAGGGACAUACACAGACGAAGCAGGCUAUCUAGGCUAUUUUGAGAUAUGUGAUAGAAUUGAAAACGGCGGAUGGACUAAAAUUUGGCACAACGAGCAUCAGGUUCCGUAUGCUUACAGUGGUAGCCAAUGGGUCGGAUUCGAUGACGUCCAGAGUUUUACGAUAAAGGCCGAAUAUAUAAAGUCUAUGGGCCUCGGAGGUUCAAUGGUUUGGGCUAUGGAUUUGGACGACCAUAACAAUAUAUGCGGACUCGGAGAAAAUCCCAUGAUGGCUGCUUUGAAAUCCGUCUUGGAAUCAUCAAGUACUGCUUCAACAAUAUCACAACAACCAUCUUUGACUACUCAAGGGAUCCCAACCACCACCAAUAUGUUUACAAACGGACCAUCUACUAAUGGUAGCAUAGCUUACAAGAGGGUAUGCUAUUUUACCAACUGGGCGCAAUAUCGAGCAAAUCCAGCGACGUUUACAGCUGCCAAUAUCGAUGCCAACCUUUGUACUCACAUCAUGUACGCUUUUGCACAGAUGAGUGGAAACGGUCUUGCUACCUAUGAAUGGAACGAUGAAGUCCAAUAUGGUGUUGUGAUGAGUAAGAAGAUGGAGAACCCCAACCUGAAAGUGAUGCUCGCAGUUGGAGGUUAUAACCAUGGUGUGUCUAGGUUUUCCGCUAUGGUUUCAUCGCUGUCGAAUAUUGAAGAAUUUGCAAAUAAUGCCAUCACAUUUUUGAGGAAUUAUAACUUUGAUGGUCUUGAUUUGGAUUGGGAAUAUCCGGCUCAUCGAGGAAGCCCUGCUGAGGACAGAGAAAAAUUCACUCAGCUCACGAUGGUUUUACGCCAGGAAUUCGAUAAAGAAGGCUCCAGAACAAAUCGGCCGGCUUUGCUUCUUUCUGCAGCCGUAUCUGCAAGUAAAGAAACAGUUGAAACAGCUUAUGAAAUCGGCCUUGUGUCACAGUAUGUCGACUUUAUCAACCUGAUGGCGUAUGAUUUUCAUGGAACGUGGGAUGCUACGGCAGGACACAACAGUCCGUUGUAUGAACGUACAGGGGAAAAUGGAAACGAACUGUAUAAGAAUCAGAAUGCCGGAAUCCAACACUGGCUAUCCAAUGGGACUCCUCCUGAGAAGUUAGUCCUGGGACUUGCUUUAUACGGUCGUUCAUUUACGCUGGUUAGCUCAUCCGACGUAGCCAUGGGAAGCGCAGUUAUUGGUGCGGGCACCAAAGGGACAUACACAGACGAAGCAGGCUAUCUAGGCUAUUUUGAGAUAUGUGAUAGAAUUGAAAACGGCGGAUGGACUAAAAUUUGGCACAACGAGCAUCAGGUUCCGUAUGCUUACAGUGGUAGCCAAUGGGUCGGAUUCGAUGACGUCCAGAGUUUUACGAUAAAGGCCGAAUAUAUAAAGUCUAUGGGCCUCGGAGGUUCAAUGGUUUGGGCAAUGGAUUUGGACGACCAUAACAAUAUAUGCGGACUCGGAGUAAAUCCCAUGAUGACUGUUUUGAAAUCCGUCUUGGAAUCAUCAAGUACUGCUUCAACAAUAUCACAACAACCAUCUAUGACUACUCAAGGCAUCCCAACCACCACAAAUCUUUUAACAAAUGGACCAUCUACCACUGAAUCAUCAACUACUGCUUCAACAAUAUCACAACACCAAUCUAUGGCUACUCAAGUGACCCCGACCACCACCAAUCAGUCAACAAAUAUACCAUCUACUACUGGUGAACAUACUACAACACCUACAGUCAUUACAAGUAUAGUUACCUCAAGCUUAACGUCUACAACCAAUUCGUCACCUUCGACUGCUGCUACCAGUUCGAGGCUAUCAACAAGUAAACAUACAACGAGGAUGACUCAACCUUCAAGUGAACAUACUACAACAAACUCCACUGCAACAAAUGUAAAUGCAACAAUGUCAACGUUACCGACAACUCAACCAGCCAAUUCACCAACGACCUCUGCAAACAACUGCGAACCAACAGUGUGUCCAGCGGGACAUAUCGUGCCGUCUCUGUGUGACCCGUCCUGUGUGUUCCAAUGCUGCAGUGGAGGCAACAUACAACACUGCUGUCAGUCCGGUUACACCUGGAAUGAUGCCGAAGAGAAGUGUCAGAUGACAGGAACAUUGGCAACAACAGCUUCUAUCAAUCUUCCUAACUGUGACGUGCCUUCGUCUUGUACACAUGGCGUAUUUACCGCUGACCAGUGUGAUCCACAGUGCUACUACAACUGUGCCCACGGUACAGCCUACCACGUCUGUUGUUCUGCCGGAACUUUGUGGGAUGAUUUUAUAAAGAACUGUAACUACCCCCACCUCAUCCAGUACGAUCCAGCUUGCCAUCAUAGUGUUUGUCCAGCGUAUCAGUUCCUUCCGGACCCCUGUGUGCCUGAUUGUUACUACCAGUGUUCCUCUACUGGUGUGGACUUCCGGUACUGUUGUUCUUCAGGACUACUUUGGGACGAAUCCAUUAAAAACUGUAACUAUCCCGCAGCAAUGCCUCCUACAACUGCAGCAAAAAAUACUGCCUCCGGCCAGGCCACUACGUCAUCACAAAAUGGCGGACAAACAACCGGAACAUCCGCGUUUCAUUCGAUCAUCUUUUCAGAUUGCAGUGCGCCAGUGACAAUGCAGACUGGACCAACAAGUGUGCCUGCAACUCUAAUGACGUCACCAACUAGUACAACAAGUAUAACAAGCACACCGACGUCGGCCUCAAACAAUUGCGAACCAUCCGUGUGUCCAGACGGACUACUUGUAUCAUCUCUGUGUGACCCGUCCUGUGUGUUCCAAUGCUGCCAUGGAGGCAAUAUAGAACACUGCUGUCAGUCCGGUUACACGUGGAAUGAAGACGAGGAACACUGUCAGAUGACUGUACCGGUAGCGACGACGCCUCCUUACAACAUUCCCAACUGUGACGUGCCUUCGUCUUGUACACAUGGCGUAUUUACCGCUGACCAGUGUGAUCCACAGUGCUACUACAACUGUGCUCACGGUACAGCCUACCACGUCUGUUGUUCUGACGGAACUUUGUGGGAUGAUUUUAUAAAGAACUGUAACUACCCACACCUCAUCCAGUACGACCCAGCAUGUCAUCAUAGUGUAUGUCCUGCGUAUGAGUUCCUUCCAGACCCCUGUGUGCCUGAUUGUUACUACCAGUGUUCUUCUACUGGUGUGGACUUCCGGUACUGUUGCUCUUCAGGACUACUUUGGGACGAAUCCAUUAAAAACUGUAACUAUCCCGCAGCAAUGCCUCCUACAACUGCAAAAACUACUGCCUCCGGUCAUGCCACAACGUCAUCACAAAAUGGCGGACAACCAUCUGUAACAGUGGCCAUUCAUCAAAUCAACUUCUCCAAUUGUAGGAUGUACGAGUUCAAGCGAGUAUGUUAUUUCACCAACUGGGCCCAGUAUAGAGAAAACCCAAUGACGUAUACAGCUGAAAACAUCGAUCCCUUUCUCUGCACACACAUCAUGUUUGCUUUCUCACAGCUGGACGGCAACAGUUUGGUAACAGUAGAGUGGAAUGAUGUAUCCCAAUAUGGAAGAAUUAUAGACAUGAAAACGUUAAACCCCCGCCUGAAAAUCAUGUUAGCUGUAGGAGGAUACAACCACGGAGUGGAAAGAUUCUCGACAAUGGCUUCGUCAGAUAGGAAUAUCGAAGAAUUUGCAACAAGUGCUAUCACUUUCCUGAGAAAGUAUAAAUUUGACGGUCUUGAUCUUGAUUGGGAAUUCCCUGCCUAUGGUAAUAGUAGUAAAGAUGACAAAUUUCGAUUCUCAAGACUUACGCAGAUUUUACGACAAAGAUUCGAUGAUGAAGGUGUGCUAACCGAACGUACGGCUUUAUUGUUAUCAGCAGCCGUAUCGGCAGGAAAAGCUAACAUUGAUGCCGCUUACGAGGUGGACAUUAUAUCACGAGAGCUUGACUUCAUCAAUCUGAUGUCAUACGAUUUUCACGGUUCGUGGGAGGACACAACCGGUCAUAACAGUCCAUUGUACGCCAGAAGCGACGAACAGGGAAACCAGCGUUUUUUGAAUCAGGAGGCAGUCGUCCACUAUUGGCUGUCACUUGGAGCCCCACCUCACAAGCUGGUGAUGGGAAUGGCCUUGUUUGGUCGAACAUUUACGCUAGCUAACACUAAAGACGUUGGUCUAGGUGCCCCUACGACUGGAGCAGGAAAGUCUGGUGUAUACACAGCAGAAGCAGGCUUCCUGGCAUAUUAUGAGGUAUGCGAAAACAUGAAUCAAGGAUGGACCAGAGUUUGGGACGAGGAACAUCAGGUACCAUACGCCUUCUUUGGAAACCAAUGGGUCGGGUAUGACGAUGUCCAAAGUUUUGUUAUAAAGGCUGAGUACAUCCGGGCAAUGGGACUUGCAGGAUCCAUGGUGUGGGCUAUGGACCUUGAUGACUUCAAUAAUGUGUGCGGGCAGGGUGUGAACCCCCUCAUGACCACACUAAAGAACAUUCUCGAAUACCAAACACUUGGGCCGAUAACGGAUCGCCCACUUCCUGUUACUACAAUCACCACUACCUCUCAGAAACCUGUCACUUUGGUAACAUCUGACCCCCCUACAGAGAUGUCAACGUUCAAAAGAGUGUGUUAUUUCACCAACUGGGCCCAGUAUAGAGGAAGUCCGAUGAGGUUUACUGCUGAUGAUAUCGAUCCCUUCCUAUGCACCCACAUCCUGUUCGCUUUCUCACAGCUGCAUGGUAACGGUAUGGCUACAGUAGAAUGGAAUGACAUAGCUACUUAUAACAAAGUGAUGAAUUGGAAAAUGACAAAUCCCAACCUGAAGGUUAUGUUAGCAGUUGGAGGAUAUAAUCACGGUGUCAAAAGAUUUUCCGCCAUGGUUUCAUCUAAUCAGACAAUAGAGGAGUUUGCUGCCAGCGCUAUUCUCUUUCUACGACGUUACCAGUUUGACGGACUUGACCUUGAUUGGGAGUAUCCUGCCUACAAUACCAGUGGGCCAGACGAUAAAUUCAGAUUUACACGACUUAUAGAGAUUUUGCGACGUGAAUUUGACCUAGAAGGAACCUCUACUAAUCGACCUGUAUUGCAAUUGACAGCUGCGGUAUCGCCAUCUAAGGCAACUAGUGACGCCGCUUAUGAAAUUGACAUUAUUUCUCAGCAUCUCGACUUUAUCAAUUUAAUGUCGUACGAUUUCCAUGGCAGCUGGGACAAUUAUACAGGGCACAACAGCCCACUCUUUGCAAGGCGAAAUGAAUCAACAUUUCAGCAAUUACUUAAUCAGGACGCUGCUGUGCAGUACUGGAUAUCUCGAGGUACUCCGCCUCACAAACUGGUAAUGGGUCUGGCAUUGUAUGGUCGAUCUUUUACUCUGUCCUCCCUCAAUGAUGUUGGUUUGGGUGCUGACACGACUGGAGGUGGACACGCAGCCGAAUACACACGCGCCACGGGGUAUAUGGCAUAUUAUGAGGUAUGUGAUCGGAUUAAAAACAAAGGAUGGACAAGAGUAUGGGACGACGAACACCAGGUCCCUUUCGCCUACAGCGGUAGCCAGUGGGUCGGGUAUGACGACAUUGAGAGUUUCGCCCAAAAGGCGCAUUACAUAAGAACACAUGGACUAGGAGGUUCCAUGGUGUGGGCAUUGGAUUUAGACGACUUUAACAAUGUCUGUGGACUUGGAGUCAAUCCAAUGAUGUCUGUAUUGAAGGCAGUGCUGGAUUUGCCGACCACAGAACCUAUCAAACGCCCGACAUCAACACCUUUAAAUGUGAGGCCAGCUACAGAUGAUGUGACUCCUACAACACCACAGCCAAAGCUGACCACUACAACUGCUUAUGUUAGAACAACGAGUGGUACAAGUUUGCAGACCACGUCAAACUCUAAAACUACAUGUGGUAAAUAA
Mizuhopecten yessoensis (Yesso scallop) is the source of this 6564-nucleotide messenger RNA. Its product is annotated as probable chitinase 10. Gene Ontology annotation, molecular function: chitin binding; chitinase activity. The transcript has 38 exons. Gene Ontology annotation, cellular component: extracellular region. Gene Ontology annotation, biological process: chitin catabolic process; carbohydrate metabolic process. The record is from RefSeq and is a predicted model, not a curated record. NCBI's taxonomy places the organism in Eukaryota, Metazoa, Mollusca, Bivalvia, Pectinida, Pectinidae. Bases 1 to 6564 code for a protein of 2187 amino acids.